GGCCAAUGUGAAUCUGGUACAGCUUUCAAUGACUCCAUAUGCAACAGGAAGCUCAUUGGAGCACGUUUCUUCAACAAGGGACUCUUAGCAGAGGACCCCAAUCGCACGAUAUCCAUGAAUUCUGCAAGGGACACCGACGGCCAUGGCACGCACACCGCAUCAACUGCUGCUGGAAACUACGCUGGAGGAGCUUCAUAUUUUGGCUAUGGUGCGGGCACUGCGAGGGGCGUAGCCCCGCGCGCUCGGCUAGCUAUCUACAAGGUCAUUUGGGAAGAAGGACUGGUUGCUUCUGAUACCCUUGCUGCCAUGGAAAGGCAAUUGCAGAUGGUGUGGAUGUGAUCUCACUCUCCAUGAGCUUUCGGCGAACUACUCCUCUCUACGAAGACCCCAUUGCGGUUGGUGCGUUUGCAGCAAUGGAGAAAGGGAUCCUUGUCUCUGCAGCUGCAGGAAACAGGGGACCUGAGUCCAGGACCCUCCGCAAUGGAUCUCCCUGGAUCCUCACAGUUGGUGCUACCACCAUAGAUCGCCAAUUCUCCGGCGUUGUCACUCUCGGAAAUGGAGCUUCCUUCGUCGGCUCAUCCUUGUAUAUUGGUAAGAAGACGGUGAAAAAUCUACCGCUGCACUAUAGUGCAUCCUGCGGUUCAAGUGAUGAUCUAAAGAAUGUAACGAAGAAGGUUGUUGUAUGUGAGGGGGCCGAUGAAUCAUCAGUAUCCGAGACCUCAACUGUUGCAGAUGCAAAGGGCGCAGGCGCAUUGCUCCUAACAAACGUCUCGCUUGUCAUAAGAGCAACAAAUUUCGAGUGCCCAGCAUCUGUAUUGAAUCCCAAAGAUUCAGCAGCCAUAAGGAAGUAUGUGAAAACCAGCAAGAAUCCAACUGUUAGCCUGACAUUCCGCAGGACUUUUACCGGCAUAAAACCGGCGCCUACCUAUGCAGAAUUCAGCUCAAAGGGUCCAUCAUUCGGCACUUCAUCCAUACUGAAACCAGACGUUGUGGCACCUGGUACUCUUAUAUUGGCAGCUUAUUCUCCUAAUGUAUCUGCUGCAACCUUGCAGGGAAAGUCAUUCUUUAGCAACUUCACCCUCUUGUCUGGAACAUCAAUGGCAUGCCCUCACGCCGCCGGGCUCGCAGCGCUGCUGAAGUCUGCUCAUCCGGACUGGAGUCCGGCCGCAAUCUGGUCGGCCAUGAUGACGACUGCUAACAUUUUGGAUAAUACUGGGAAGCCCAUUUACGAUGGUGCAUCUCCUAUCGCCAUAGGAUCAGGUGAGAUCAAUCCAAACAAGGCCAUGGACCCUGGCCUGGUCUAUGAUGCUGGUCGAGGAGACUAUGUCAAGUUCCUCUGUGCCCUGAAUCUUACGAGAGCAGAGUUCCAGGCAAUUGCAAGAAACUCUUCCGACUACGAUCGAUGCAAAGGGGGGAAUCUUGAUUUGAACUACCCGUCUUUCAUCAGUUUCCUAGAUUCAGAACAGUCCUCUGGUGUGUGGAGGUUUCAGAGGACGGUGACAAAUGUAGGAGAUGAUGGUCCUACGACUUACACUGCCAAGCUCACAAAAAUGAAGGGCUUUAGCGUGACAGUGACUCCAUUAAAGCUCACAUUCCAGAGGAAAAACCAGAAAGCCUUGUUUUCUCUCACAUUGAAAGUGAAGCGGCCCAUGAAAGACCCCAUAGUUUUUGGGUUCCUGACAUGGGUGGAUGACCAAGAAAAGCAUACUGUAAGGAGCCCAGUCGUGGCUACCACUAUAAGAGAGACAGAAUAAGAUUUCUGCUCAUAAUUUGUUCAAGAACAGAGGUAUCCACGAGGUACUCCUACAUGAAUAAAUUGUCAAGGAAGCCAUUUUUGAGAUUAAUAAGCUCUUGCCAUGCA
This is a messenger RNA of Nymphaea colorata (pocket water lily), 1861 nucleotides long. Its product is annotated as subtilisin-like protease SBT3. The transcript has a single exon. Gene Ontology annotation, molecular function: serine-type endopeptidase activity. NCBI's taxonomy places the organism in Eukaryota, Viridiplantae, Streptophyta, Magnoliopsida, Nymphaeales, Nymphaeaceae. Gene Ontology annotation, biological process: proteolysis. The record is from RefSeq and is a predicted model, not a curated record. Bases 351 to 1754 code for a protein of 467 amino acids.